AGGCAGGGGAAGCGCGAGUGCGCGAUGAGUGAGCAAUGAUUCCCCUGCCAAAUCGCAAAACCUCACCAAGCCAAUCCAAUCCAGAGACCAGACCGGCGGCGGCCCCGCGCGCCCGUCGCCAUCAAAGCCACCGCUGCGGUCGCUCGCUCCUCGCGGACCCCUCCUCCUCCUCCGCGGACCACCGCCAGCGCUCGACGGCAACACGCGCACGCGGCACGCCCCACGCGCGAGGAGUCAACAGGAGAGAGACUGGCGGUGGCAGUGGCAGUGGCAGUAGAAUAAGCUUGCGUCGAGUGGGAGUUGGCGAGGCAUCGCUCGCUCGCUUCGUUCCGCUCCACCCCACUCCGCCCACCGAGUCAGUGCCAGUGGAGCGCUUCCUUGACUUCCCCUCUCCGCCUCCUUCCCUGCCGGUGCCCGUUCUUUGCUCCCUUCGCCGGCACGCCCGCCGCCGGAGCGGAAGAGAGUAGGGGGGAAUGCAGCCGCCGCAGCACUGCCUGCCGGCGGCCGGCGCCUGGGGUGGGGUCGCGGGGGCCGGGGCCGGCCCCACCACCGUCGACGAGGCGUCCAUGGAGCGCAGCAAGAGCUUCAUCAAGGCCCUGCAGGAGCUCAAGAACCUGCGGCCGCAGCUCUACUCCGCCUCCGAGUACUGCGAGAAGUCCUACCUCAACAGCGAGCAGAAGCAGAUGGUGCUGGACAACUUGAAAGAUUAUGCUGUACGAGCUGUCGUCAACGCGGUUGAUCAUCUGGGUACUGUUGCCUACAAAUUGACUGAUCUUUUCGAACAGCAAGCUUCUGAGGUGUCAACUUAUGAACUGAAAGUCGCACGACUGAACCAGCAAAUCUUCACAUGCCAAGUCUACACAGACAAAGAAGGCCUCAGGCAGCAGCAAAUGAUGACAGCAAACAUAAAACACCACAAGCACUAUAUCCUACCACCUGGUUAUAAAAGAUCUCCGGCGCAUGGACACCUGCAAGCAGACACUGAUCAGGAAUCCAAGCCUAGGCCUUAUCCCUCUGCAAAAACUCUUUCCUGGCAUCUGUCUUCAGAGAACAGCACCAAAGCAAACACACAUAAACCUACAUUUGCCCUACUGGAGACAGCACCAUCAACACCUGCAUCAGGUAAGGAGCGGUCUGCUUCUCCUAUGCGCAGGCCUCUGCAGUUUAACAGGAGCACCAGUUCUGAUGCUAUGCAAAAGGUUGGCACUAAGAACCAAUCUGGUGUAAAGGAAUUUUCAACGUUUCAUUCCUUCGACAACCCUAAAGGUCGUGCAAUCCAAAAGGCCCCUGUUGGCACUAAAAGCAUGCUAGCGGCUCUCUUCAUCAAACACAAAUCAUCGAAGAUGAAAAAGAUCGCAGUUCGUUGACAAGCUCACGUUUGAUUGGGGUGACAUCACUGUAAAUUGCAUUUCGUGCAGGAACGGAAGCCUGUUAUUGUACAUCUGGCCUAUCGCUAUGUGUUGGGUAUGCUGAUGGUUUAGAUUCUGAGUAUUCUGUAGUCGUAUUUCAUUUCAGAAUAUAUCAUCUUGCAGAUGACCGAAAUGUAAUGAUUUCACAUAAGCUCAUACAACAUCCUCGUCGUGUAAUGCUGCCUGAAGCUUUGGCAUUUAGCAUAAAUAAAUGCAUUUUGGAAAUAGCCUUUCA
Sorghum bicolor (sorghum) is the source of this 1644-nucleotide messenger RNA. Its product is annotated as probable protein ABIL4. Lineage: Eukaryota; Viridiplantae; Streptophyta; Magnoliopsida; Poales; Poaceae. The record is from RefSeq and is a predicted model, not a curated record. The coding region runs from base 474 to 1367 and encodes 297 amino acids. The transcript has 9 exons.